CACAGAAAACACACCGAUUAUAUCUCCCACGUUGCCUGGCUGCAACCGCAAUUCAGUCUAUCAGUGUUCACUUUUUUUUGUUUCAACAUGGUCCUGAAGAUCCACCCAGAAAGGGAGUGGAAGAACGUAUCAUAAAAAAUUUCAUUUCAGACAAAUGUUUGGAAUUAUCAACAAAUGAGCAUAUUAGUGCUCAAAGUGAAGUUAGUAUCUACAAAUACUUUCUUGCCAAUGAACAAGUGGGGCAAUGGAGGGAUGGGACCAUCAUACCCUAUGACCAUGAGCUCCAGAGAUGGCAUCGGAACCCACAAGCUGUGAAGUUCUUCGUUUUGAGCGACGCGUAUAAUGAGCCAGCAACUAAACUGGAAUUAUACAAGAACACUGAUGAGCUUGUGCAGUCUGGUGGCUCCAGGAGUUGUAUGACUCCCAUCUUUACAACAUACAAUCCCAAUCUAAAGAAGAUGAUUAUCUGCUUUCCUUAUUUUUCGGAGUUUUUCUCGGAAUGGGCUGCUGACUACAAGGGUGAUGGUUCGAACUGUCUGCCUGAAAUUCUGAAAGAUAUGAUAAGGGACUUGUUGAUUUUGAUGUCAAAAACAAGUGUGAGGGGAUUAGACGAUCUAUCUUCCUACAUUUGUAUCAGAGCUAAGUUAUCUUCAAAUAACAACAAUAAAUAUCCCAAUGCUGGAAAGCGAGAAAUCUUGAAAUUCAUUAGGUUUCCUUUAAGUGGAAAGGAUCCAAAUGAGCAUCAAAUGCGUACAAGUUUUGCUGCAUUAUUUCGGAAGAACUUACCAGGAGAAUGGUUUGGUCGGGAUUUCAUGUUAUUUACGGAGAUGAUGGGAGGUGUGGUGUACAGCCUACAGGUCGUAACAGAUCACCCAGUAUUAAAGUGUGGUGCUGGUAUUGUCAAACUGAUCAGAGCGUGCUUUCGUGAAGAUUUGCGUCCUAGGCAGAUAGGAAUCUUAGAGAGGGUCGUUGACAUUGCCAAAUACGGUGGUCAGUCUUGGCACGCCCGUCUGAUACAUUAUCCAAUUUUGUUGGCCAUGAGUCGCUAUCGCACUGAAUCAUCGGAUAGCUAUGAUCUUCUAUGGUUCGCAAGAAAAGCAACUGCUCACUAUAAGGAAAACCUCAAUGCUGAAUUGAGAAGCGGUACAAUACAGAGAUGUCCUUUCAACAACAUACACCCAAGUUUCAUUGUUAUGACAUUGUAUCCCGGGCUGGUCUCCGAUUUGUAUGAGCUGUAUUUGAAUCACGAAUAUCUCAACGUGAUAGUGUAAAGACAAAUUUCAGUAUUUGAAGCUGCUUCAGUUGGCGGUCCUCCUGACCAUCUUAGCUUUGCGUGAUUGUCCACAUUUGGCAUGCGGAGAAAAGGAAUGGAGCACAUGAAAAAUGAGAAUCAUGUGGGGAAAAAGCAAAAUGAAGAGGGACAUCCUAACAAAUGAGGUGAGAAUGGUAGAACUCAAGUAAAGAACAAUGAUAUGAAAUGAGUAGUCUCAAAACCUGUAACCAUCUGCCUGAUCUUUUACUGAUGUUCCAGCAUUGUAGUGAAAAGUUAAUAAUUUGUGUUCUUUAACAGUGUUAAUCCCGUCACUAUGUUUGUAUUCUGCAGAUAUUUGGAUCUAGUAACCUUGAUAUUUAGUGAGAAAUGGUUUUAAAAGUUGUGA
Molecule: messenger RNA, 1658 nt
Organism: Aegilops tauschii subsp. strangulata
Lineage: Eukaryota; Viridiplantae; Streptophyta; Magnoliopsida; Poales; Poaceae
Source: RefSeq, a predicted model, not a curated record